Molecule: messenger RNA, 2214 nt
Organism: Theobroma cacao (cacao)
Lineage: Eukaryota; Viridiplantae; Streptophyta; Magnoliopsida; Malvales; Malvaceae
Source: RefSeq, a predicted model, not a curated record
ACUUGGGCUUGAGCCUAGGGGGUGCUCCUGAAGCAGGGAACAAAGUUGAGAAGCAUUUCAGUUUGUCAGGGUUAUUGGUUCCUUAGUCCAUGCCUAAUCAUUUAGGAAACCUAAUCUUUUAUAUCAACGAAAAGGAAAGAAAAGAAAAAAAAGAAACCCUAUCUUCAGCAAAUAUAGUGGGACAGAAGCAUAGAGUGUUUGGCUCAUUGGAAACACUUCGCUGGAAUAUCUUCAGCAAAUAUAAGUUUUAUUCUGCUGGGAUUCUGGCAAUCAAUGUCUGGAGGGCAAUUUUCAAUUUGCUUACUGUGAGAAAAUGGUGGAAGGUGGUGUCGUGAAAGCCGAUACGACAGAGUUCAGCGAGUGCUGGAAGACGACAUGGAGGACUCCUUACAUCAUGCGGCUUGCUCUUUCGGCCGGAAUUGGAGGGCUCCUGUUUGGUUAUGAUACAGGAGUUAUUUCUGGUGCACUGCUUUAUAUCCGGGAGGAUUUCCAAGAAGUUGACAGGAAAACAUGGCUACAGGAAGUCAUCGUGAGUAUGGCUGUAGCAGGUGCCAUUUUUGGUGCCGCAUUUGGAGGAUGGAUGAACGACAGGUUCGGGAGGAAACUGUCAAUCCUGGUUGCCGAUGCUCUAUUCUUCGUAGGUGCCAUAGUCAUGGCUCUCGCCCCAGCUCCAUGGAUGAUUAUCCUUGGAAGAAUCUUUGUUGGUUUAGGAGUCGGAAUGGCUUCAAUGACUGCACCUCUUUAUAUUUCAGAAGCUUCCCCUGCUAGAAUUCGAGGUGCACUUGUUAGCACAAACGGUCUGUUAAUCACAGGAGGGCAAUUUCUCUCUUACCUUAUCAAUUUGGCCUUCACCAAGGCUCCUGGAACCUGGCGUUGGAUGCUUGGAGUAGCAGGGGCCCCGGCUGUGGUUCAAUUUGUCUUGAUGUUGUCACUUCCUGAGUCUCCUAGAUGGCUUUACAGACGGGAUAAAGUAGAAGAGGCCAGGUCCAUCCUAGAGAAGAUUUAUCCUGCUAAUGAAGUUGAAGAUGAAUUAAAGGCCUUGAAACUCUCUGUUGAUGCAGAAAAGGCUGAUGAGCAGGCCAUUGGGGACAAUUUUAUAGCAAAGUUGAAAGGGGCUUUAGGCAAUGCUGUUGUCCGAAGGGGACUCUAUGCUGGGGUGACUGUUCAGGUGGCACAGCAGUUUUCGGGCAUCAACACUGUCAUGUACUACAGCCCAACAAUAGUCCAGUUCGCUGGAUUUGCUUCAAACAAGACAGCAAUGGCGCUUUCUCUGGUCACUUCUGGUCUCAAUGCUGUCGGCUCUAUUGUCAGUAUGGCUUUCGUCGACAGAUAUGGCAGGAGGAGACUCAUGAUCGUCUCCAUGUUUGGUAUCAUCUCUUGCCUCGUGGUGUUAUCGGUUGUGUUCUUUCAAGCUGCCAGCCAUGCCCCCAAAAUCAACCAAUUUGAUUCCACCCACUUUGCUACAAAUGCUACAUGUCCAAGUUACCUUUCAGCUCCCAAUCCAUCAUCAUGGAACUGCAUGUCUUGCUUGAAAGCUGAUUGUGGCUUUUGCGCCAAUGGAGCAAAUGAGUAUUCUCCGGGAGCAUGCUUGGCAAUGACCACAGAUCUAGAGAAUUCAUGCCAGGGAAAACAUCGUACUUGGUUCAAGGAUGGUUGCCCGAGCAAAUUUGGGUUCUUGGCUGUAGUUUUCCUAGGAUUGUAUAUCAUCACCUACUCACCUGGAAUGGGAACAGUGCCAUGGAUUGUGAACUCUGAGAUUUACCCACUUAAGUACAGAGGUUUUGGUGGAGGGGUGGCUGCAGUUUUUAACUGGGUCUGCAAUCUCAUUGUUAGCUUAACAUUCUUAACCCUGACAAAAGCUCUUGGUUCCUCUGGCACAUUCCUCCUCUUUGCUGGGUAUUGUGUCAUUGGACUGAUUUUCAUCUACUGGUUUGUACCUGAAACCAAAGGUCUGCAAUUUGAGGAGGUUGAGAAGAUGCUGGAGUCUGGUUAUAAGCCAGAAGCAUUCAGGAGGAAGUCCAAGAGUGACAAACAGUCUCCCUAAGCGCAUGUGUUCUUCUGUUGGCAAGUGAUUCAGUAUGUGUUGUUCUUCAAUAAAAUGUAAAAAAUCCGGAGUUAAUUUUAUUUGCCGUUGUUGGCUUCGUGGGUGAGCAUCAUAGAAGAAAUUGAAAUGAAAAUCCAUUCCUCACAAAAUAGAGAAAUCUUCAACUUUAA